Molecule: messenger RNA, 1848 nt
Organism: Mycena indigotica
Lineage: Eukaryota; Fungi; Basidiomycota; Agaricomycetes; Agaricales; Mycenaceae
Exons: 3
Coding region: 1-1848 (615 amino acids)
Source: RefSeq, a predicted model, not a curated record
AUGGUGCAUCCCAACCAACUUGAACCCAUCCUCAACUUGGACGUUUUCUCGAAUAUUCUUGCUUACAUCUCUUGCCGGCGGACGAUUCAACUGAUUUUGGAAGCGUUUCCGAUAACAAAUCCGCUUUUUUCGGCCGUGCUUAUCCGACGAUUCGAGUUGCCCCUGUACGUGGACACCUAUAGCAAGGAGGCCACAAAGUCUUCCAGGGAGCUAUUGGAGUGCUUCCUCCACAAGAACUCUGACCGGUUUCCCUCUGUUCGCCACCUCUCCAUUGCAUUCGAGGCGGAGUCGGACAACGUGAAUCUCUCAAUGGCGGACGACUUUACGGUCGAUGCCUGGUCCAUUCACGAGACUUUGCCAGGUCUAGUGCGGGCAUCUUCUCGUCUUCACACCUUGAAUUAUUUCAGCUUCCCGGGUCUUGCAUUAAACCCGGCCGUCAUUCGCAGCCUAACUGAUCUAAACUGUCUCCAAACGGUUACCAUCGACUGCUCGCUCUCUUCGAGCAUGGACAAUGGCUCCGGGGGCAGACAUUAUGCGUGGCAAGGAGAGCUCGCCUCAGAAUACGACGGUGAGAUAUGGGACUUAGGGCCAUUCGCCUCGACGGUAGGGCGAAGGCUUACCACGUUAGAGCUGCGUCAUGUGAACCUCACCUUCUACAAGACGAUGGUCGCACAAUACGAUACGUUUUCGACAUAUCAUCGGUUAAAACACUUGAAGAUGGAUAUAACGGCUGGCGUAUGGGACUGGCGUGGCGGUGGCCCGCCAGUGCAAGGCGCUUCCCCAGACUUCAGGUUUCAGCAUCUUGGCUUUCCCGCUGUAACGACGUUGGAGCUAGAUGUGGGCGACUUGACUCUCUCCCGAGCCACUUAUGGACCGUUGAAGAUGGUUUCUUGUGAUAAGUUGACGGAACUGAGAAUCCUCGUUAGAUAUAGUUUGCCCUUUGACGGCCAAACUGCAGUAUGGCAUGUAAUUGGACUCUUCGAAACUUUGACACCACAGAUGAUCCCAGCUCUCCGCCUCCUCGAGAUCAAAGACAACGCUUGGAACGAACGCUACUAUUGGAAUGACGCAUCAACUUCGCGUCGUGGACGGGGUUCCGAGCAAGUGUUUCGCAAGCCCGGUCGCGAAUAUCCUGGCAUUGUCUCGGGUUUCCUUUCGGGCGCUCAAACUGGGGAUUUGGCCAACCUCACACAUUUAUGGGUGGACGAACGAGUCCUGUGUCAGCCUGGACGAACUGUCCCCGACGUUUUCACCUCCACUGCCCCGAACGACAUUGCUUGGGUUUCCGCGCUGGAAACGGCUUUUCGUCGACUGAGUAGUGUGCGGGUCGGGUUUGGUCCAUUGCAAGACGAGUCCAUCAAGCUUGUCACUGGGCUCUGCGACCCCGCGAAGCUCGUCGAAUUCGGGUUCGAGUGGAAUUGGGAGGCAUUUGAGCGAAACGCUAGCCUGUCGCCGAAACUGCUUACUUGCUUGUCAACCUUCCCCCAUCUUAAGUCUGUCCACUUCCUCUUCCCCCGACCGAUCGUCUACGACAAGAAACGACCCGCGCUCCCAUACCCACCAGAAAAUCCACACACUCUCGCCGACGUUGCUGCCAUAUUCGAGACCAACCUCAAUGUCGCCCGCGUUGGCGUGGGGAACUCGAUACUCUGGGAACGUUACUUGCCAAGCCCACUUCUGGUUAGUGAUGGCAAGAAUGGUCCAGAGUUUAGUGUGCCGCGAUUCUUCAAGGCGGGGUACCAGUUCUGCAAGGAGCAGGCAAAUGCAGAUAACUACGAGCCACUUCGCCCGGAAUACACAGAGGAAAUCGGACAGUUGCGAGACAUUCUGAAGCGCGUUCUGGUUUGA